AUGUUCGUAGAAGGUUGCACUGUCCUACCUGAUGAAUUGGUUGAUAUUGUCGUUGAUAUUGUUCCUGGUAUUGUUGUGGUUGUUGCUCCUGCUGUAGCAGCUGUCGUUGUGACUGGAACAAUUGUUGUUGACACUACUGUUGAUGUUGACACUACUGUUGAUGUUGACACUACUGUUGUUGUUGACACUACUGUUGAUGUUGACACUACUGUUGAUGUUGACACUACUGUUGAUGUUGUAGAUGUUACAGUUGGUGCACUUGUAGCCGUUGUAGCAAUGGAAGCUGUAGCUAGUGUUGAUGUUGGUAACUUAGGAUACAAUGACGCAAAUUGCUGUGGCGUUUGUAAGAGCGGAUUUACUGCAACAGGUGCCGGUUUCUUAGAUAAUGACGCAGUACACCAAAAAUGUUGCAGACAAUAACCAAAAAGACCUAAGUAUUUGCUAAACUGACAAAAAAUAUGGAUUUGAAGAGGAAAUAUGCCAUAGGUGCUGUGUCAUUAGUUUUAAUUAUUGCAUGGAUUUUAAUUCCAAACAAUAUUCUACAGUCAUUUAGUGAUAAAACAACAGUUGUUUUGAAUGUUUUUGGAAGCCGUCAGAAUGCGCCGAAAUUACCACUACAUAUACCUCCUACGGACCCUUUGGAACUUAUUCGUAGAGACUGUGGUCAGCUGUGUGAUACAUCAAGAAAAGGAUCACCAGGACCAUAUUUUGAUCAUAUCAAUGCAGAUAUUGACUGUCAAGCGAUAUUCAAAAACAAAUAUGUUGACCGUGGUCAUGAGCUACCACAUGCACCAAAAGCAAUUCCAAAAAAUCUGUUAAUUGAAUAUACCAUGAACAAUCGUAUACCAGUGAAGUAUUGGUAUUUUGAUAAUCAGUAUUUAGGUAAAACAGCUAGACAACCUGUUUGGACAGAGAAAGGUAUUGAAGACUGGAUAAUCAGUGCAAAGCAAGGUAGAUUAGGCGGUAACUAUGGUGCGGGAGAAACAAAUGCUCUUAGAGAUGCUUUGAAACAUGCACCGGGAAUUGUUGAUGGUAGAGUUAUGGUGAUAGGUUCCGAAACUCCAUGGGUUGAGGCAUGCGUGUUAGAAGCAGGUGCGCGUGAAGUAUUUACAUUGGAGUAUGGUCGUAUUUCAUCUCAACAUCCAAAAGUGAAAACUAUAGUUCCGUUUGAUUUUCGUAUGCGUUAUCUAAACAAUACUUUAGGAACAUUUGAUGCCAUUGUUACUUUUAGUUCUAUAGAACACUCAGGAUUAGGGAGAUAUGGUGACGCAUUGAAUCCGUGGGGUGACAUUAUUGCCAUUGCACGAGCAUGGUGUGUAACAAAACCUGGAGGCUCACUUACUAUAGGUGUACAGUAUAAUUAUGAUCAUGAAUUCCUUAGAUUUAACGCUGACAGAUGGUAUGGUAAAAUAAGAUAUCCAUAUUUAACUACAAAUUGGAAACAACACUACAUAGGCAAAGGUUCGCAGCGUGUUCAUGUUUUUACGAAAUAAAAAUAUGUUUUUUUUAA
Messenger RNA from Mytilus californianus (California mussel), 1510 nucleotides. RefSeq lists its product as uncharacterized. The coding region runs from base 1 to 420 and encodes 139 amino acids. Lineage: Eukaryota; Metazoa; Mollusca; Bivalvia; Mytilida; Mytilidae. The record is from RefSeq and is a predicted model, not a curated record. The transcript is spliced from 2 exons.